AUGGCUAUCAAUUGGGCCAUGUCUGAUGAUGAUUACUAUGGGCCACCACCAGCAUAUUCAGUAAAUCCACCGCCAUCUAUUUAUAUUAUUCCUGAUAUACGAAAUGAAUAUCAAGAAAGACCAUCGUCUCAUGUAUCUAUUGUUUUAUCAUCAAAAUUUCUACGAUAUUUACUUAUAGCUGGUAUUCUUCAUAUGCUUAUUGGUUUAGCAACUAUUGUUUGUGAUAUUCUUUUAAUUAGUAUGAAUGAAUCAUAUUCAUUUACUGGUUUUUGGGCAGGUGUUUUAUGUUUUGCAUUAGGAAUUUAUCUUAUUUUAUUUAUGAGUCAUCCUAAAAAACAAAUAUGUUCAUUACAACGUUUUAAAUUUAUUCAUAUUAUUGUAUGUCUUAUUAUAAUAGCUUCAUUAAUAUUUUCAUCUCUCAAUCUUGCAUCAGAUUUUUGUUAUGAUACAUAUUUUUUAAAAUUAUUUCGAUGUGAACAAUCGGCUAGGAAAUUAAAAAUUGUUCUUAUUACAUUUUUUUCUUUCACAUUUGUACAAAUAUGUGUAACUGCUUUAUUAACACUUGUUCAGACUAAAUAG
Messenger RNA from Rotaria sp. Silwood2, 579 nucleotides. The record is from the annotation of a GenBank genome assembly. Lineage: Eukaryota; Metazoa; Rotifera; Eurotatoria; Philodinida; Philodinidae.